Nematolebias whitei (Rio pearlfish) is the source of this 848-nucleotide messenger RNA. RefSeq names its product deoxythymidylate kinase (thymidylate kinase) (gene dtymk). Gene Ontology annotation, molecular function: dTMP kinase activity; ATP binding. The transcript is spliced from 5 exons. Bases 127 to 771 code for a protein of 214 amino acids. NCBI's taxonomy places the organism in Eukaryota, Metazoa, Chordata, Actinopteri, Cyprinodontiformes, Rivulidae. The record is from RefSeq and is a predicted model, not a curated record. Gene Ontology annotation, cellular component: cytosol; nucleus; cytoplasm. Gene Ontology annotation, biological process: dTTP biosynthetic process; dUDP biosynthetic process; dTDP biosynthetic process.
GGAAGGAGACACAAAGACCGCGGAAAUCUCUGGUUCCAAGUCUCGUCCGGGUUGUUUCCACUGUGAGCAGUUACAGAACUGCUUACCAGAUACCUUCACCACAGUGACAAUCUUCAGUCGUCGGCAAUGGCAUCGAAAAGAGGCGCUCUCAUAGUUCUGGAGGGAGUGGACCGGGCCGGAAAAACGACGCAGUGCAAGAGACUGGUCCAAGCCCUGCAGCAGAGCGGCUGUCCGGCCGAGCUCAUGAGAUUCCCAGACAGAACCACAAUAAUUGGACAGUUGAUCAGCUCCUACCUGGAGAAGAAAAGUGACUUGGAGGACCACACGGUGCACCUGCUGUUUUCUGCUAACCGCUGGGAACUAGUGCCUACAAUAAAGAAGAAGCUGGAGCAGGGCAUCACUCUGGUUGUGGAUAGGUACGCCUUCUCUGGAGCUGCUUUCACCAGCGCUAAACCUGGUUUCUGCAUGAACUGGUGCAAGAAACCUGACGUAGGCCUGCCGAAGCCCGACCUCGUCAUGUUCCUGAAGCUGAGCCCGUCUGAGGCUGCUCUGAGAGGUCAGUUUGGAAAUGAGCGGUAUGAAACUAGUGGGUUUCAAAAGUUGGUUCAGCAGAGGUUUGAAGAGCUGAUGAAGGAUCCUUCUGUGAACUGGAAGGUAAUUGAUGCGUCGCGGAGUAUUGAGGAUGUUCACGACAACAUCCAAACUCACAGCCUUAAGUGCAUUAAAGCAGCAGAGAACACACCUCUUGGAGAGCUUUGGAAGUCAGCCUGAUGACGCUUCAGAGGAAGUGACAAUAUAACGCAUACGUACACGUCACACCUUGCACAGCUUACCUCUAGUUUGGUUAG